This is a messenger RNA of Rhagoletis zephyria (snowberry fruit fly), 1137 nucleotides long. The record is from RefSeq and is a predicted model, not a curated record. Lineage: Eukaryota; Metazoa; Arthropoda; Insecta; Diptera; Tephritidae.
AUGGGCUUCCUCAUUCUGGUCACCAUCAGCUACGUGGUGUUCUUCCUCGAGCAGGAGGACCCGGAGACGCUCUUUACGAACAUACCCGUCUCGCUCUAUUGGGGAGUGAUAACGGUGUGCACCAUUGGCUACGGGGACAUGGCGCCCAAGACGACGGCGGGGCGGACGGUGGGCGCCCUGUUGGCCAUCUGCGGCGCCGUGAUCUAUGCCAUUCCGGCGGGCAUCAUUGCCACUGGCCUGGCCUUGAAGGUUCAAGAGCGGAACCGUGAGAAGCACAUCAACAAGCGGCGCAUUCCCGCCGUGCGGCUGAUUCAGUGCGCCUGGCGGUGCUACGCGGCCUCGGCCAACUCCACCUCCUCCGUCACGUGGUGGGUGGCGCAGAAGGCGGUGGCCAGCGGCGGAAACCGGGGUGGAGGAGGCUUUCACCGGAAGCUGAUGGACAUGUACAAUGGGUCGCAGUUCAGCCUGAUGGAGGAUCAUCAUCAGCACCACAGUGACCACCACCAUAACGGUGAUCAUCACCAGCACAACAACCACAGCACCGCCGCCUCGAAGCAAAACUCGCACUCUGACCUGCACGCCCUGAACCUCGAAAGCGGCGGUGGCGGCGGCGGUGGAAUCCUCAGCGGCGCCCAGAAGAACGCCGUCCGCUUUAUCCGGGCGGCGCAGUACGAGGUGGCGCUGCGUGAGUUCAAGAACGCCUUCAAGCCGUACGACAUCAAGGACGUGCUGCAGCAGUACUCGGAGGGCCAUGCCGAUGUGGUGGGCCGCGUGCGCAUGUCCUCCAAUCUGGUGUGGAGCAUUAAGAACGGCGACGCGGAGAAUGUGCGCGAGAUCUUCGAGAAGGAGAAACUGGACGCCAAUCUGAUGAUCGACGGGCGGCGACCGCUUCACUACGCCGCCGACUACGGCCAGAAGGAGAUCAUCGAGUACCUGAUCACGAAGCAGGGCGCCGAUGUCAAUGCCCUGGACAAGCACAACAUCAGCCCGCUGCUGGCGGCCAUCUGGGAGGGGCACACCGAAUGUGUCCGCCUGCUGAUCGCCAAUGGCGCCCAGAUUAACGGCCGCACACCGGACGGCCUCAGCUACCUCGAGGCGGCGGAGAAGGCGGAAAUCAAGUCGAUGCUCUCCGUAUGA